AUGCUUCUGAUUGCGCGAGCCGCGGUGCCGCCGUGUUUUCGACUGCCCACCGCCAUGUGUACAAAUGUGCCGCUCUGCUUCUUGACCCAGAUCUCCGAGGCUUCAGCCAAGAUCACGAACUGGAGCGCCGGACGUCUGGGGACUGCGCGAGCAAUAGUCGGGUUGUCCCCGUUGUGGCGCAGCUUCGGCUCAGCGGCGCCACACUCACAGUUUCCAUCAGUGCAGGCUUCCGUUGGCCACAUGCACGGCUCCACCACUUCUGCCGCCUGGGGCGAGCAGGCUCAAGCGGCCGUCGCUCGUUAG
Prorocentrum cordatum is the source of this 303-nucleotide messenger RNA. Lineage: Eukaryota; Dinophyceae; Prorocentrales; Prorocentraceae. The record is from the annotation of a GenBank genome assembly.